GAAUGCUGCGAAAUUUUCACCUUCCAGUCUGCAUCACAGAGAGUGACCAGACAUUAGAUUAUGGUACGGGGAACUUGAGCUCAUGGCGAAGUUUGAACACACACUACUGGAUGAUAAACAAGACGACAGAAAAUUCAUGGAAUGUCCCUUGACUGAUCGCUGAAUGCUGCUAAAAUGAAGGCUGCUUAAUGAGGACGAAUCUGCAGCAUUUGAUAUGGCCUAUGAUGAUACCAGAGAAUCCUUGAUUGGGAAUUCAGUUGACUCUUCGAAUCAUCCUGAGGACAAGAUCAAUGCAGUCCAAAGAAGAAGACACUGCCGAAAUUCUCCUUUAGCGGAUAAUUUCCCUGAGCAGAACGGCCCUGGACCUCGUCUUCUCAAGUCUACAAAAGUACCCGCACUUAGAAAAAUCCUAAUAGUUUUGGCUGCAUACCUUGGUGUAGGAAGUUUUUGUUUCUUCCUCCUGAGGAACCAAAUCUCGGGCAAGAAGACGAAUGGUCUACUUGAUGCCCUUUACUUUUGUGUUGUUACCAUGACAACUGUGGGAUAUGGAGAUCUCGUCCCAAGUAGCACAUUGGCGAAACUUCUAGCCUCGACAUAUGUUUUCGCAGGAAUGGCUCUUGGUGGGCUGAUACUGGGCAAAGCAGCCGAUUACGUUCUUGAAAAGCAGCAAGUUCUUCUAGUAAGAGCUACGCACAUCAAUGAAAUGGUUGGUCUGGCUGAAAUCCUGAAGGAGGUCGAAGCCCACAAAAUCAGAUAUAAUUUUCUCAUGUCCCUCGUUCAUGUCGUGGUCCUCACUGUACUUGGAACCGUGUAUAUGUCGGUCACCGAGAAAUUUAAAUUUGUUGAUGCUUUCUAUUGUGUUUGUGCUACUAUUACUACUCUGGGCUAUGGAGAUCAAAGUUUCUUGACCACCAGUGGUAGAAUCUUUGCCGUGUUUUGGAUACUGGCUAGUACCAUUUGUGUGGGUCGGUUUUUCUUCUACCUCGCUGAACUGUGCACAGAAAGCAGGCAAAGAUCGUUCACAAAAUGGGUUCUCACACGAAAUCUUACGUUCUUCGAUUUAGGGGCUGCUGAUCUUGAUGAUGACAAAGUUGUCAGUGCUGUGGAGUUUGUUGUAUACAAGCUACAGGAAAUGGGAAAGAUCAGCUGGGAAGAUGUUACCACAAUCUUAGAAAGGUUCCAGAAUCUUGAUGUCGAUCACUCUGGAACUUUGACAACAUCUGAUUUAACUUCAACCAUGAGGAGACAUUCACCCCAUCUAGAAAAUCAAUGGCAAAAAGUAAAUCCAAAAUGUGGAACUCAUGUCUCCUUGCCUGAAUCACUGCAUCUAGCAGCAAAUGCUAGAUACAAGGAGUCGGAUGGUCUGCGACAUCACCUUCACAAAGUUGUUGAGUUUCAUCGUUGA
Messenger RNA from Eucalyptus grandis, 1405 nucleotides. Its product is annotated as two-pore potassium channel 1-like. Gene Ontology annotation, molecular function: calcium ion binding; potassium ion leak channel activity. Gene Ontology annotation, biological process: potassium ion transmembrane transport; stabilization of membrane potential. Gene Ontology annotation, cellular component: plant-type vacuole membrane. Lineage: Eukaryota; Viridiplantae; Streptophyta; Magnoliopsida; Myrtales; Myrtaceae. The transcript has 3 exons. The coding region runs from base 215 to 1405 and encodes 396 amino acids. The record is from RefSeq and is a predicted model, not a curated record.